AUGAGCCCACCACAGGCAAGUCUUGAUGCAUCAACAGCUUGUGACGUGAUGAAAAUUUUGAAAGAUCUUUCAAAAAAUGGAUGUACUAUCGUUUUUUCAAUUCAUCAACCACGAUACUCGAUUUUUGAACUCUUUGACACCGUCUUAUUGCUAUCUAAAGGUCACACCGUCUAUUUGGGUCCAUCCGCUAACGUUCAAUCAUAUUUUAUUUCGCAAGGAUUUACAUACCAGGAAUAUGACAAUCCAGCAGAUUUUACACUCGACAUACUCAUUCAAGCAGCUCGCACUAAUCGAACAACAGAUCUAUACAAUAAUUAUCUUAACUCGCCAAUGUAUCGUUUGAUUUCAGAUCGCUUAACGAAUACUUUAGACACUGUAGAUAGCGCAAUAUCACAACAGCAACAGCCAAUGCGAUCGAUUGCAUCGAAAUUUUUCUAUGUUUCUCAGCGCACACUACGCAAUACAAUACGCAAUUCUGCACUACUAACGUGGCAAAUCGCGGUUGCCAUUAUUCUAGCAGUGCUUACCGGUCUUCUCUAUUACCGAUUGCCGCAAACGACAGGUUCAGGUGUCCAAAAUCGUCUAGGAGGCCUUUUCUUCGUUACAGUCAAUCAAAUUUUUAGUACUGCAACAGCACUUGAACCAUUUAUCAAGGAACGUGCACUCUUCAUUCAUGAAAAUGUCAGCGGUUACUACAGCAUGCAAACGUUAUUUUUUGCGAAAUUACUGUGCGAUCUUGUACCAAUGCGAGUUGUGCCCUCGCAUAUCUGUUUUUGCUGUCGCUGUGAUCGUGCUGGUCCUCAUAUUUGUCAUCAUGAUGGUAUUUAG
This is a messenger RNA of Rotaria sordida, 828 nucleotides long. The record is from the annotation of a GenBank genome assembly. NCBI's taxonomy places the organism in Eukaryota, Metazoa, Rotifera, Eurotatoria, Philodinida, Philodinidae.